AAACCCUAUAGGUUUUCGACGCAAGUCGAAAACAAGUUUUCUACCCUUUUCUACCAAGGUAAAUUACCUAAGGUUUUCUACUGACCCAACCCUGGUUAGCAGUAAACAAAUCCUCCAAACAAGAAAGAAGUUAGCUUUGAAUAAACGUCAAAAAUUUCAAAAACUUCCAGAAUGAACAAAUUAAAUGUUUAAAAAUGUUGUAAGGUAUUUACGUAGUUUGAAAGAAAGAAAAAUGCCAAAUUUACGAUACUUCAUCAACGAUUACCCGGAUUACAACGCAAAAAGCGAUGGUAUACCUGAUAUGCCUCGCGAAGAACUGAAAUUGAAAGUAAACGAAAUUAUUAAAAGAAUUGUGCACAAAUUACAACCAAUAGAGAAAAAUGCAAGCGAGGGUGUGUAUCAAGGCACAGCAGGAAUAUCUUACAUGUUCUAUACCCUGAGCAAAAAUGCUAUGUUCCAAGAAUCACAAAACAAUUUGUUGGGUGAAGCAGCCAAAUACCUUAAACCUGCAAUAACUGUGGCCACGUACAACACCAGACAUCCCUCCGAUUUGCCUUCUUUUAUUUUGGGCAACAGCGGAAUUUACGCAGUGUCAGCAGCCAUUUACGAGGCACUGGGUGACACAAAUCAAAGCAAAUUGUUUGUGCAGCUUUAUCAUGAAGCUGGAAGGGUUUGCAAGGAGCCCAAGUUUUUAAACUGUGGGUGUGAUGAACUCUUUGUUGGAAGAGCAGGUUAUAUUUUGGGAGCAUUAUGGCUAUCAAAAGAGACAAAAACCGAGUUGAAAUUGGCUGACUUGAGUGAGAUUUGUUCCAUGAUGGUGGCAUCUGGCAGGGAGUAUUCAAAACAACUGAAAAGCAUAUGUCCCUUAAUGUACUCAUACUACCAAAUGGAAUAUAUAGGGGCCGCCCACGGUCUUUCCUCGAUUCUGCAGGCCUUGAUGUCCGUGCCGGGAUAUUUGAACGCUCAUCCUGACGUCAAGGAUGACGUCAGGAAUUGUGUGGAUUAUGUUUUGGGAAUGCAAACUUUAGAAGGUAAUUUCCCGGCCGCAACAGACGAAGUAGGUAUGGGCAGGGAAAACUCCGGUUUGGGUUCCGACUUGGUCCACUGGUGCCAUGGUGCACCCGGUGUGGUAUACAUGAUGGCCAAGGCCUACCUGACAUUUAACGACAUCAAGUACUUGAACUCUUGCAAACUCAUGUCGGAUUUAAUUUGGAACAAAGGCAUGCUGAAAAAAGGCCCUGGUAUUUGCCACGGCGUGGCCGGCAACGGAUACGUUUUCUUGUUGCUCUACAGGCUUACUGCUAACCUCAAGUAUUUGCACAGAGCUAAUUGUUUUUGUCGUUUCAUGGAUACUGAGCGGUUUAAAACAGAGGCCCGGAUCCCGGAUUAUCCCUACAGCUUGUACGAAGGUUUGGCUGGCACAGCUUGUUAUUUGGCCGAUUUGGCGAAUCCCACGGAAGCGCAAUUUCCCUUUUCAGAUGUCUUCUUACUUAUGGCCUAAGUUUUUAAUUAAAUCGUGUAAAUAAAAUAAAUUAUUGUUGCCAAGUCUCUAUUUAUUAAAUAAAAUUAACAUUAC
Molecule: messenger RNA, 1576 nt
Organism: Brassicogethes aeneus
Lineage: Eukaryota; Metazoa; Arthropoda; Insecta; Coleoptera; Nitidulidae
Source: the annotation of a GenBank genome assembly